Messenger RNA from Necator americanus (New World hookworm), 1344 nucleotides. RefSeq lists its product as uncharacterized. Gene Ontology annotation, molecular function: oxidoreductase activity; nucleic acid binding. The record is from RefSeq and is a predicted model, not a curated record. NCBI's taxonomy places the organism in Eukaryota, Metazoa, Nematoda, Chromadorea, Rhabditida, Ancylostomatidae. The transcript has 4 exons. Gene Ontology annotation, biological process: DNA integration; carnitine biosynthetic process. Gene Ontology annotation, cellular component: mitochondrion. The coding region runs from base 1 to 1344 and encodes 447 amino acids.
AUGGCAAGAAUGAAGAUGCUCGCCCGAGGAUAUGUAUACUGGACGAACAUCAACAGGGACAUCGAAGAAGCUGUACGCCACUGCCGUAACUGUCAAAAAGCUGCGAAGAUGCCAAAAAAGACAGUUCUCAAUUCUUGGACCACUGAGAAGAAACCGUGGGACAGAAUUCAUAUCGACUAUGCGGGACCACUGAAUGGUAGGAUGUACCUUGUGGUAGUGGAUGCGUAUUCGAAGUGGCCAGAAGUCUUUGAGAUGUCGUCGUCGUCAACCACUGCAACGUUGAGAGAACUCAGAAUGCUGUUUGCACGAUUCGGAAAUCCCAGGGUGAUCGUGUCAGACAACGGUACGCAGUUUACAGCGAAGGAGUUCCAGGAAUUCUGCGACAUGCAAGGAAUUGAGCACGUUCGCUCGCCGCCGUUCCAUCCACAGUCAAACGGUCAAGUAGAACGCUUUGUGGAUACCUUGAAAAGAACACUUCAGAAGAUUAAGGAAGGAACACCAUGUGCAUCAACGCCAGGACGUCUUUCUCCAGCGGAGGUGUUCCUAGGGCGCCAGUUGAGGACGUCAUUGACGCUGCUGAAGGAAUCAGUUAAAGAAGAAGGAACGCGCAAUGUGGAAAUUGAAGAACAGUUCAAUCGUCAUCAUGGAGCACAGAAGAGAUCGUACCACCAGGAAGAACUCGUGUUGGUGCGUGACUACCGCCCGGGACGUGAGAAAUGGAUCCCUGCUAGUGUGAAGAAUCGCUAUGGACGAGCCGUGUACGACGUGCUAACGGAAGAGGAUGAUUUGUGGAAAAGACACGCUAACCAGAUGCGUGGAGAAAAACAUCAGCGAGUUAGCUGCGAGAGGACUGAAGCUUCCAAGAUGCCGUUCAACCAGGAAGACCGACGGUACCAUGGUAUGGCAAGGACGAUCGCCAACAUCAACGACAAUGUCAAGGAUCGAACACCAACUAUCGUGCCGCCGACAACGACUAGACCAGCUCGACAACGCCGACCGCCUCGUCGAUUGCAACCUGAUCCGAAGAUGAAGACGUUUAACCCAUACGAUCGUGCCCCCUUCCGAGCACUUCGCGAAGGGAAAGACUCAGAACACUACGCUCUGAACACCAUGGCAUACUACCGGGCGUAUGCUGCCUUUUCCUCCAUUUGCCAUGUUCCUGAAAACUCUACCACGAUCGCGUUACGGCCCGGCACUGUGAUCUUUCUUGACAACUUUAGAGUUCUGCAUUCAAGAACAAGCUUUAAGGGAUGGCGGCAAAUGUGCGGAUGUUACCUCUCGCGAGACAACUUCAUGGCUAAAGCUCGCCCACUUCUUCCUUCCGAAAUUGGACGCUUCGUAUGA